Messenger RNA from Saccostrea cuccullata (small rock oyster), 1152 nucleotides. RefSeq lists its product as uncharacterized. The coding region runs from base 1 to 1152 and encodes 383 amino acids. The record is from RefSeq and is a predicted model, not a curated record. The transcript has 2 exons. Lineage: Eukaryota; Metazoa; Mollusca; Bivalvia; Ostreida; Ostreidae.
AUGGGAGACGUGCCUGGGCCUUCUACAGCUCCUUAUUUCAUUCAGGGAAGAGCCACUGAAAAUUUUUCUCGUCUGUGUCAGCUGAUAAUGACAAUCUUCAGUGACUUGUUCAGGGACAUUCUAAGUCGCUAUAUCAAGCCUGCUGACCUGAGGUCAGAGCUGGACAAGAACAGAAGUAUACUUGAGAAAAUCAUGAACCACCAGCAAAAAGAACUGGUAUAUCCAUCCUCUGGCCCCGGUGCUUUGACUUCAAAAGACUUGGACAUAUCGGUUAUAUACAUUAUUCUGAGAAACAUAUCCAAAUUAGAAAAACAUAAAGCUGGUUGGGGAAAACAUCCUAAAAAGGAUGAUAAGAGCGUUUCUGCCUACAUAGAGAUGAUCCGAAUUAAGAGAAACUCAGUCAUCGGUCAUCUUAAAACUGGCAAAGUGGAUGACAAAGACUUCCAAUGUCACUGGGAAAAAACCGAAGAAGCCAUCAUAGCAAUUGAAAAAAACUUAACUGGAGGGGAUAUGUAUAAAAGAGGUGUAAAGCAGUUGCUUUCCUGCGAUUUAAACCCAACAAGAUCAAAUUUAUACAUUUGGAAAUGCAAAACAUGUUUGUGGGAGCUGAUCAAGACAAUCUGCAGUGACUUGUUCAGGGACAUUCUAAGUCGCUAUAUCAAGCCUGCUGACCUGAGGUCAGAGCUGGACAAGAACAGAAGUAUACUUGAGAAAUUCAUGAACCCCCAGCAAAAAGAACUGGUAUAUCCAUCCUCUGGCCCCGGUGCUUUGAUUUCCAAAGACUUGGACAUAUCGGUAAUAUACAUUAUUCUGAGAAAAAUAUGCAAAUUAGAAAAACAUAGAGCUGGUUGGGGAAAACAUCCUAAAAAGGAUGAUAAGAGCGUUUCUGCCUACAUAGAGAGGAUCCGAUUUCAGAAAUACUCAAUCAUCCGUCAUUCUAGACUUGUCAAGGUGGAUGACAAAGACUUCCAAUAUCACUGGGAAAAAAUCGGAGAAGUCAUCAUAGCAAUUGAAAAACACUUCACUGGAGGGGAUAUGUAUGAAAGAGGACACCCCCUCCACCUGGAAACCCCCAUCACUGGCCAUCAGGCAUUACCCUUGCCCCGUCUGGGACUAGGAAUGCCUGAUGGCCUUGCCUCACUUAAAAAUUGA